Messenger RNA from Coregonus clupeaformis (lake whitefish), 1780 nucleotides. Its product is annotated as U1 small nuclear ribonucleoprotein 70 kDa. The transcript is spliced from 10 exons. Gene Ontology annotation, cellular component: U2-type prespliceosome; U1 snRNP; precatalytic spliceosome. The record is from RefSeq and is a predicted model, not a curated record. NCBI's taxonomy places the organism in Eukaryota, Metazoa, Chordata, Actinopteri, Salmoniformes, Salmonidae. Gene Ontology annotation, molecular function: U1 snRNA binding; mRNA binding. Bases 228 to 1739 code for a protein of 503 amino acids. Gene Ontology annotation, biological process: mRNA splicing, via spliceosome.
UGUUCCUUUACGGCAUACCGCCAUUUUAAGUUGAGGACCAAAUCUUUUUUUCUCCUGGCGAGAAGCUAACCAAGCUUAAGCCACUUUAUCUUUCGCUUUGGCUGAAGUAUAUUCAUCUGUGGGAAAACAACUUGCUUUGAACAAGGAGAGUGCACGCUCUUAUUCCACGUUGCCUGAUUCGGGCUCUCGGAGUUUUAAAGGGAUUGAAUGAAGAGUUGAGGUGAAAGAUGACCCAGUUUUUACCCCCCAACUUGCUGGCCCUAUUUGCGCCGCGGGACCCUAUACCAUUUCUGACGCAGUUGGAGAAGCUGCCCCAUGAGAAACACCACAACCAGCCAUACUGCGGCAUUGCUCCCUUCAUCAGGCACUUUGAGGACCCCAGAGAUGCCCCUCCCCCUACUAGGGCAGAAACUCGUGAUGAGAGGUUGGAGAGAAAGAGGAGGGAGAAGAUCGAGAGGAGGCAGACGGUUGUGGAGACAGAACUGAAGCUCUGGGAUCCACACAAUGACCCCAAUGCUCAGGGGGAUGCCUUCAAGACCCUGUUUGUGGCUCGCGUGAAUUAUGACACAACAGAAUCCAAGCUUCGCCGUGAGUUUGAGGUCUACGGACCCAUCAAAAGGAUUUACAUCGUCUACAACAAGCGGUCAGGGAAGCCCAGAGGAUACGCCUUCAUAGAGUACGAGCACGAGAGAGACAUGCACUCCGCCUACAAGCAUGCAGACGGCAAGAAAAUCGACGGGAGGAGAGUGCUGGUGGAUGUGGAAAGAGGCCGCACUGUGAAGGGAUGGCAGCCCCGCAGGCUAGGUGGUGGUCUUGGUGGGACGAGGAGAGGCGGGGCUGACGUCAACAUCAAGCACUCUGGAAGAGACGACGCCUCACGUUACGAUGACCACCCCCCAAUUGGAGGGGAACGAGAGCGCGAACGUGGACCUGAGCCCAGAGGGGAGCGCAGAGAGCGCAGCGAGCGCAGCCGUGAGCACGAACGGGGGGGGGAGAAAGAGCGCGGUGGCGAGAGACGGAGGUCCCGGUCCCGGGAAAGACGCAGGCGCAGCUCUCGCUCCAGGGAGAGGGAGAGGGGCGACAGGGGUCUGGGCCUGGCAGGGCCCGGAGAGGAGAGCGUAGGGGGUGGCAGGAGGAGAGACCGAGAGAGGGAGCGGGGGGGGGGAGGGCCAGGGGGAGAUAGUCGUAGCAGGGAGAGGAGCAGAGACAAGGGCGAAAGGAAGAGGAGGAGCCGCAGCCGAGAGCGCAAGCGAGACCGGGAGAGGGGCAAGGGUGGCGAGGGGGAUGAGGGCAUGGGGCUAGGAGAAGGUAUGAUGGCGGAGGGAGGAGAGAGAAUGCCUGAAGAGCCUAGCGUGGGUGAGGAAGGGGGAGAGGUGGGAGAGGAGCGUGGCGGGAGGGAGCGGGACAGGGAGAGGGAACGCGACCGGAGGCGCAGCCACAGGGACAAGGACCGCGAUAGGGACCGGGAGAGGCACAGGGGGGACAGGGAGAAAGACCGGGAGCAUAAGAGAGACCGGGAGCGGGGUGGCGGGGAGCGCAGGGAGGACCGGCAUGGCUCUCUCCUGCUCCCCUCGGCCGAGCAGGACGACGUGGGUAACGGGGAGGAGGGCGAAGCGCCGCCCAAGCCAGAGGAGAACAGCCAGGAUGGGUUGAUGGACCAGGAGUCGGUGCAGUCGGGGGAGGGCUAUGUUUCCAACGAGAACGGCUACAAGAUGGCGACCCAGGCAGACGAGUACUAAGAGGGGCUUUCCUGUCUUUACUAAUUUCCUGUUUUUUUUUU